Molecule: messenger RNA, 1236 nt
Organism: Nezara viridula (southern green stink bug)
Lineage: Eukaryota; Metazoa; Arthropoda; Insecta; Hemiptera; Pentatomidae
Source: the annotation of a GenBank genome assembly
AUGGGUAGGAAAAAGAAGAAGCAGUCUAAACCAUGGUGCUGGUAUUGCAAUCGUGAAUUUGAUGAUGAAAAAAUUUUAAUUCAACACCAGAAAGCUAAACAUUUUAAGUGUCACAUUUGUCAUAAAAAGUUAUAUACAGGACCUGGUCUUUCGAUACAUUGCAUGCAGGUCCAUAAAGAAGCUAUUGAUAAGGUUCCCAAUUCCAUGCCUACCAGGUCGAAUAUUGAAAUAGAAAUCUAUGGUAUGGAAGGUAUACCUCCAGAAGAUUUAAAGGAGCAUGAAAAACAAAAACAAGGAAAACACGGACGUCCUGGUUCUCCUAGCAGUGGGGAAGAUGAACCACUACCAAAAAAAAAAUCAGAAGGUUUAAUGGGACCUCAGCCAGGUAUGCCUCAGAAUAUGGUUAACCCAGGUUUUCCAUCCAUUUCACCAAUGAUGGGACCAAUGGGCCCAAUACCACCAUUUAUGCCACCUGGGAUGGGAAUGAUGGGCAGUGGAGCACCUGUACCUUCAGCCAUACCUGCUCCACAUUUGCAAAAUAAGCCACUUUUCCCAAGUGCUGCUGCCAUUGCAUCGACAACAAAUCAGACUAAUAAUAAUGAUACAAAAACUACUACGACUGCUGCUAUUGGACCUGUAAAGCCCACAUUUCCUGCUUAUAGCAGUUCGAGUGGUUCACAAAGUGCUAACAGCUCAGCAGCAAGCUCAGAACCAUCUAAGGUGAACUUAAUAAGUGCUGUUGGUGGUUCAAGUAAAAUAAUACAUCCUCCAGAAGAUAUAUCAUUGGAGGAGUAUUUAGCGAAACUUCCAAAAUACCAAGGAAGUUUGCCAGCAACACCUCCUGCUGAAGAUACACCAUCAUCUUCAUCUCCUCCUCCUACCACUACAGCACCAGCCACUGUAACAUCACAGCAGCCUCCAGAGGAACGGCGAGUACCUGUAAGUAGGAUGCCAGUUGGUGUAUCUGGUGGUAUGCUUCCUCCAGUUUCUAGUGUUGCCAUAAUGGCCGGUGCUUGCCCUCCUCUGAUAAGAGCUGCACCACCCACUAUACCUUUAAUACCUGCAAGUAUGCCCCUUUUAAGGCAUCCUCAAAUGCAGUUACAUCCAGGUAUUUCCUAUCAAGGUUUGAUAGGUGGUGUUGUUCCUCCGCAGGUGGCUUACGGUGGAGGUCCACCAAUGUUUCCGGCAGGACCACCUGCUGUCCUCACGCCCAUGAUGCCCCCUCGCUUCAGAUGA